AUGGCCAAUACCGGCGGCAAGGUCUACAUUGUCGAGCAUCUCGACGAAGAGCUCGGGCCAUGGUCAGAGCUCGAGUAUAUAGCAAUUGCAAAGGAGUCGGAGGCAUCCGGCAGUAGCUUCACGCUCUCGUCACUACCGCCCACGUUUCAGGCCCCAGAAUCUCUCAAGGCCGUGCCCGUCUUCAAGGCAACAUCACGGAGUGUCGAGGACAUGUAUGCUGCAAACAAGGAUACCGUUUGCCUUCUUGACCCACAGGCGGCGAAGGACCUUUCACCAGAGGAUGCCAAUGAAUUUGGCACAUUCCUCUUUGGCGGCAUUCUUGUUCCCUUGAAGGAGGUACCAUAUGUAGACUUUCCCGAGCUGAAGUUCAAUGAGCAUGAGAGCACUCAAAUGCCAUUUCGCUACGUCAAGGACAAAGAUGGUCAACCUAUCAUGCCAGAGGGCAUGAAGGAAUUGAUCAAGAAGGAUGCCGACAAGGCAAUUGAUGAUUUAUUCUAA
Phaeoacremonium minimum UCRPA7 is the source of this 498-nucleotide messenger RNA. RefSeq names its product putative duf431 domain-containing protein. Gene Ontology annotation, biological process: peptidyl-arginine methylation. NCBI's taxonomy places the organism in Eukaryota, Fungi, Ascomycota, Sordariomycetes, Togniniales, Togniniaceae. The record is from RefSeq and is a predicted model, not a curated record. The coding region runs from base 1 to 498 and encodes 165 amino acids. The transcript is spliced from 3 exons. Gene Ontology annotation, molecular function: protein-arginine omega-N monomethyltransferase activity.